AUGGCGCUGGCGGCCGCCCUGACCCGGGAGGGCGGGGAGGACGCCUUCCGCAGGCUGUUUCGCUUCUACCGGCAACGCGAUGUGUCGGAUUUGAGGGGCGUGGUGGACUUCUCCGUGCCGGGGGGCCAGGUAUUCAGAUCACAGCUCAGUGUUUCUUCAGUCAGUGACCAAGAUGCCUGCAGAGCAGGAUUACAGCCAGUUAGCCAGUGGAAAGCCUAUGGCCUCAAUGGAUAUCCAGGGUUUAUUUUCAUACUAAACCCUUUCCUUCCGGGCUGCCAGCGUCACUGGGUGAAACAGUGUCUCAAGCUUUACCCCCAAAAACCAAAUGUCUGCAACCUGGACCUGCAUAUGGCUCCUGAGAAGACUAUUGACCUGUGGGGACAGAGCAAGGAGCAGCUGAAAAGGAAGGGUUCCAGUAAACGGGAGCCCAGAAGCUUACUGGAGAAGCUGCGCUGGGUGACCCUUGGUUAUCAUUAUAAUUGGGAUACUAAGAAAUACUCAGCAAAUCACCACACUCCUUUCCCCUCAGACCUUGCAUUUCUGUCAGAACAAGUGGCUGCAGCCUGUGGAUUCCGGGGUUUCCAAGCCCAAGCAGGGAUCUUGAACUACUAUCAUUUUGACUCUUCAUUGGGAAUUCAUGUGGAUGAGUCUGAACUAGACCAUUCUCGACCACUUUUAUCAUUCAGUUUUGGGCAAUCCUCAAUAUUUUUGCUUGGGGGCCUGAAGCGGGAGGAAGCCCCAACAGCAAUGUUUAUGCACAGUGGUGACAUCAUGGUGAUGUCUGGCUUCAGCCGUCUGCUGUAUCAUGCUGUCCCCCGGGUCCUCCCCAACCUUGAAGGGGCAGCUUUGCCGUCAUGCCUGGACCAAGCACUUCCUUCAGACCUCCCUGCGGGCUCAGUCAUUGAGCACAGCUCUGAUGAGGACUGGCAGGUCUGUGCCAAAUACUUGGAAUCCUCUCGCAUUAACAUGACUAUCCGGCAGGUGCUGGCUGAGGGCCAGAAAUUUCCUGAGAAAUCUGAGACAAGUGGAAAGAGCCAGGCAUGCUCUGAAGACACUCACCAUCAGCAGAACAACAGAGUCAAGAGACAUAAGCCAAAUACAGACAGCUGAAACCAGGAAAUCAUCCUGAUACAACAGGGCAGGCAACCUCCAUAUGGAAUUGGGAACUGAAGCAAUCAUACUAGAACUCACUGUAUUUGAGUUAAUAAACUUCUGCACAGUAAAUGUGGUUCUUCUUGCUGUAAUAAAUGGGCUGGAGGAGAAAGAGAAUUCGAAAGGAAAAGAAAGGGAAUUUCAAGACCAUGACUCAGGAGAUACUUCCUGUGUUCUGUUCCUAUUAAAAUACAAAGUGUGAGCUCCAUUCAUGAAGUUGGGCAGGCAGAAAGUGCUAGCAAAAGAUACAUAAUUGGAGUGUGUUAAAUAAUCUUGCUGGGCUUGUGAAGCUCAGAUGAAGUGCAGUGACAAGUUACAAAUGAGAAUAGGCUGCUUUAGGUGCAAGAUCUUCCUACAGCAACUCAGAAGACUUGCCUCUAGAGCAAAAAUUGCUUCACUGAUAAGAAACUAGUAGUUCCCAUGAGCAACAGCUGCCAGAAGCUUGCUCUAGCCCUGUGCUCUCAUUUUGCCUGCUUCCACCCUCUCAGCUGCAGGAGAAGGUGAGCAGUGUUACGAGUGAAACUGGACUUUAUUUGCAUACCUCUGGUUUUAGAGAGAAGGGAGAGGGGGCAGUAUCUAAUUGGAAUAUGUAGUAGGUCCAGUCUGGGUCUCCUCCUAGCAGUAAAUACAUGGCUGAGCCCUACAUCUUCCUUUCAAAACUGCCCCCUUAAGUGCCUGAAGAUUAUGGUCCUCCCGUCCCAAGCUAGCAUCUAUAAGGAACAGAAUGGCUUGCAAAUAGAAGCAAUGAAGUUUUAAAUUAAGUACCCCAAAAAAGUUCAUCAGUGACUAUCUCUGCCACCCAAAGAUACUUUCAUACACUGAAACAAAGAAAAGGCCUAGCUUUUUUCCCAGUUCUUUUUAAGACUCAAACCUUCAUAUCAACUUUGUAAUGCAAUUUUAAUUGUUGUAGUUGAAUGCACUGUGCCUGGGGUAUUUUGUUGGACUUUCUCAGUGAAUGAACUUACUCAGUUUUAAAUUAAAGAUCUCUAUCAGUU
This is a messenger RNA of Pogoniulus pusillus (Red-fronted tinkerbird), 2147 nucleotides long. It is a transcript of the gene ALKBH1, whose product is annotated as alkB homolog 1, histone H2A dioxygenase. NCBI's taxonomy places the organism in Eukaryota, Metazoa, Chordata, Aves, Piciformes, Lybiidae. Gene Ontology annotation, biological process: oxidative RNA demethylation. The transcript has 6 exons. The coding region runs from base 1 to 1110 and encodes 369 amino acids. The record is from RefSeq and is a predicted model, not a curated record. Gene Ontology annotation, molecular function: ferrous iron binding; broad specificity oxidative DNA demethylase activity; oxidative RNA demethylase activity. Gene Ontology annotation, cellular component: cytoplasm; nucleus.